Messenger RNA from Nanorana parkeri, 396 nucleotides. It is a transcript of the gene AHSA1, whose product is annotated as activator of Hsp90 ATPase activity 1. NCBI's taxonomy places the organism in Eukaryota, Metazoa, Chordata, Amphibia, Anura, Dicroglossidae. Gene Ontology annotation, molecular function: ATPase activator activity; protein-folding chaperone binding. Gene Ontology annotation, cellular component: cytosol. The transcript is spliced from 2 exons. Gene Ontology annotation, biological process: positive regulation of ATP-dependent activity; protein folding. The record is from RefSeq and is a predicted model, not a curated record. Bases 88 to 396 code for a protein of 102 amino acids.
GUCGGCCGGCUUUCCAGGCUCUUCUAGUAACUUCUACGGCCGAUAAAAGUGACUGAGGAGACAGACCGCGAGCAGCUCAGCACCGACAUGGCCAAGUGGGGGCAGGGAGACCCGAGAUGGAUCGUGGAGCAGAGGGCGGACGCCACCAACGUCAACAACUGGCACUGGACGGAGAGGGACGCCACGGCCUGGUCCAACGAUAAGUUGAAGGAGCUGUUCCUGGCGGUGUCUGUGGCGGGGGGGGAGGGCGAGUGCGAGGUGACGGAGGUCAGUAAGAUGGAGGGCGAGGCCUCCAUCAAUAACCGCAAAGGGAAACUCAUCUUCUUCUACGAGUGGGACAUCAAACUGAGCUGGAAAGGUGAGCGCGCUCCGGCGUCUGCGUGCGCCAUUCCAUGA